CACGCCUGCACGAGUCAGAAUCAUUUAGUUUCGGAACUUCGAAAUUCUUGACAUCGUGAUGAGCGCAAAAGAAAUCAUCACAAUGUAUAUCCCUCACAUCAAGGUCUGCCCUAGACCAGUCUAGUGAUCAGCCAUCAAAACACAGAAUGUUUUGGGCGAGUGCGGAAUUCACAAAUGUGCUCCCAACCAUUUUUCUCGUGACGAGCAGACCAAUUGAAGGGGUUGGAAUUGAACCAGUGUUAAGAUGGUUCCCAACCACACAACCACCCAUAACAGUCUUUUACGUCACAAACUUUCACAUUCUGCAUCCAACAACACUUCUCGCAUCACCAUCACCACCACCAUCACCGCCGGCGCUGUUCACUAGGUGGUGAUAGUGCGGAACCUUACCGGGCAGGCGUGGCUGGCUAGUUUAUCCAUGGUGUCCCGUUCACCACGAGGCCCUCCACCAGCACUUGGCUACUCCUAGCAAGCGUGUGUUUUAGUUCAAGACGCCAUCACCAACCAUUCGCUAUUUGACGGAAUUAUCGAGUACUGUGCGUUUACUGUACUGAGGGAGGCAAGGGAGUGAGUGUUGAUUCGGCAAACUUACCUCGCAUUGUGAUGGUCUUGUAACUGUUACUGUUUUGAAUCCGAGAGAAACUGCAACCUUACCAUGAUGACGCCUGGUGUUGGUUCAUCUUUGUGGUUCGACUCAGUGCUCAAUUAGGUGUGAUACGGACUGGUUGAGCUUCUGAUAUGUUCCAAACCGCUGAGCCAGCAACAGCAUGACAGUCAUUCUUGGCUUACCAUUAUCCGUUUGUCUGAACGAGAGCUAUUGAGCUAUGUUGAAACGCUUCUCAUACUCAUGUGACUUAAGCACGGUACCUCUGGAAUAUCGUGCACUUGUCCUGCGCUCAGCGCGCUGAGAAGCUUCAUAGUACCCAGUACAGGGAUCAACUCACUCUCAUGUUCUGAUCUGGAGACGAAAAUAUGACGACAGACAGAGUGCGGGAUCUUGUGAAUUGCAUGUUGUAUGUCGCGGGACGGAGGAUACCGCGGCAUUGCAGCAUUUAUCCGACUCGCACGAAAAGGGUAAAGUUCCUGGUGAAGACGGACAACAGCAGCUGUCUCGCGAUAAUUACGGCAGAUCCUCCCUUGUCAAUCACCAUUUGCACUCCACAGACGAGCGGCUAACAAGUUGCAUCCUUGGUUGGCGUGGUUAGUUGCAUUCACCACCCCCGAAGGUUGUCUGCCCUUCUGACUUGCAUGGCUUUCUAGCUUGUCCAGCAUGACCCUGAAUCCCUGAAUCAGGCAUUAUGAAUUACGAAGGAUGGUCAAGGAUGCAGUGUGAACCCCCACGCCGCCGAGACAUUGACUGCAACCCCCUCCUGUCUGCGUACGGUAUGUACAGCACAGUACUGCUAUUCGGAGCCGCUCUGAUAGCGUAAAUCUGUUCGUUCAUUUGUGAUUCUGACGAACGCGUGAAUAAAAGUCCCGUAAAAUGAGAUGAUGGACGGAUGCGUGCGUGUCCUCGAGGGACACGAAAGACAUGCACACGUGUAAAGUACCGAAACAAGACGCUUGCAGGCUAUCGUACAGUAGCCAAGCGCAAGUGCCAUAGGUUAUGCCAGGUGCAGACCUACCCUGAAGGUAACAUCGCGAACGCAAAGAGCUGGUGCUGGCUUGUCCAUGGCAGAUUGACUUUUUGAAGUCUGUGGUAUAGGGUGGUUUCACUGCACUUGGUGAGUUCCUCUUGACAUCAAGGUUUGUCGUUCAUUUCCCGAUGGUGCGGUAAUUAUGUGUCCGCGAAGGUUUGAAAUAUGUCAUAUGUGUUUCCUACGUAUCAUAACUUUGUUUUUUGUUAUACUUCCUUGAAACCUGAAACUCUUGGUGACGCAGUAGCAUCAAAGCAACCAUGGAUGGCGCAUGUUCUACCGGCGGUGAUCUCCAAACGUGGAGCCCAAGAUGAUGUUAGCAACUUCAUGCCUUGCCCGUUCCUGGUGAUGGAUCUCUCCCCGCAUCCUUGAUGUGGCUCUUGGUGGUCGUCCUAGGUCCUAGUCAGGAACUGGCAACAAUUGCUUUGUUCUAGAAGAUGACUAUGAGAUGGGGCAUCUGGAGUAUUCCCCCGCAUCACCCACCCCAAAACACCUUGUACAUUGUACCAAACUUGGGCAUCCGUGCUUGCUGCAAGCGCCUGUCCCAGAGAACCCACUGUUGAGAUCCAUCUCUUGGUAAGGCUCGGUGAGGCUUGAGGUGAGACUCGGUGAGGUUAUGUGUGGUCCGUCACAGCACGUGAUCAUCUCGAGUCGACGUCGGCGCAACGUAAUGCCGACACCCGAGGCUCCGCGAGCUACGGCAUCCCAAAUUUUGCGAAUGUAUGGGACGAGCUGAAUAGCGAAUAGCCUCAUCUAAUCCCCACGACAGGCACGACAAUGUCAAUGGCAGCUCCUAGUACGAUACGGCCAUUGGCCGGUCGACUUGUCCAGGCCUCAUCAUCAAAGGUCUCCGCCACCACAUCUCGAGUCGCCUACUUCUCCACGACUGCACCACAAUGCAAGCGAAAGACAAAAGACAACAACCCCAAGCGAGGUGUGAGUAGUCUGUACGGAUCGGGACCUCGCGAGCCUCUGUCUAUGUCAAACAUUCCGCUACCGAAGCCACGACAGUUCAAGCCCAGGAUCAAGGUCGAUCCUGACCAUGGUCUGUGGGGAUUCUUCCCAGCACAAGGAAAGGCAUUGGCAACACCCAAAGAGACUGAGGAGCAUGGACGUGCAUGGUCGGUUGAGGAGCUGCGAAAGAAGUCGUGGGAAGAUCUACACUCUUUGUGGUGGGUGUGUUGCCGAGAGAGGAACAUGCUAUCUACAUCAAGGCAAGAGCUCAUUCGAUCCAAGCUGGGAUUCGGUGAGCGAGAGAUUGAUACUCGAGAUGAGGAGGUCCUGAGGACACAGCGAGCCAUCAAGCACGUCUUGACGGAGCGAUAUUACACAUGGCAAGACGCCGUCGGUGUCGCCAUGAGCGACCCCGAAAUCAACUUCGAGGGCGGGGAAGGCCAAGUCUACACACCAUCGGCAUAUGAAGAUGAGGUUGAUAUUGCUGAGUGGACACAACCAGAGGCAGAGUCAGAGGCGGCCAAGCAGAUUGAUCCUGUUGCCACAGAAGCACAGGAGGCCAAGAUUGAGAAGGAGUUGAAGAAGCAAUAAAAAACCGUUACAAGCGAGACGACGUCAUAUACUAUUUGAGUGAUAGGAGAGGUGGUGGUGGUUUAUGAUGCCUGGUUAGAGACAAGUUGACAUAUUCGUCGUGUACAUCUAGGAUAUGUAAGAUACAGUAGACGAAACAAACAUGUAUAUGCGAGCAUAUGAGCUCUAGGAGUUGUUGACAUGAAUACAUAUGACGAAUCAAGAUUGGUUGCAGCAAGCGUCGUAGAUUACAAACUCA
Messenger RNA from Fusarium odoratissimum NRRL 54006, 3420 nucleotides. RefSeq lists its product as uncharacterized. The coding region runs from base 2415 to 3182 and encodes 255 amino acids. Gene Ontology annotation, cellular component: mitochondrial ribosome; mitochondrial large ribosomal subunit. Gene Ontology annotation, molecular function: structural constituent of ribosome. NCBI's taxonomy places the organism in Eukaryota, Fungi, Ascomycota, Sordariomycetes, Hypocreales, Nectriaceae. The record is from RefSeq and is a predicted model, not a curated record. Gene Ontology annotation, biological process: mitochondrial translation. The transcript is spliced from 2 exons.